Messenger RNA from Artibeus jamaicensis (Jamaican fruit-eating bat), 1467 nucleotides. RefSeq names its product putative protein FAM172B. The transcript has 3 exons. Gene Ontology annotation, molecular function: siRNA binding. The record is from RefSeq and is a predicted model, not a curated record. Gene Ontology annotation, cellular component: nucleus. Bases 1 to 1467 code for a protein of 488 amino acids. Gene Ontology annotation, biological process: regulatory ncRNA-mediated heterochromatin formation. NCBI's taxonomy places the organism in Eukaryota, Metazoa, Chordata, Mammalia, Chiroptera, Phyllostomidae.
AUGGUUCUACCUCCUAAGUGGAAAAUAAACUGCAGGAAGUGGUUACCAAUAACACAGGAACUAAGCUUCCAAAAAUUUAUUGAACAAUCUGACUUACUAGAAGAACUUAAAUAUGACUUCAAUGAAAAAGCUGAGUUGAGACACCUAGAGACACAAAGGCCUUUUAUCUAUAAUUAUUAUAAAAAUGUCCCUGAGAGGAAUUGCAAGCGCUACCAGGCCCUUAGCCAUUUGCUUGAAAAAUACAUUUAUGAGCUUUUGGAGAAAGUGUGCAAAUUACAAAAAGUAUACAUCCCACCAGAAGCUGAAAAGGAACCAAGAAGCUUCUUUUUUAUGAGUGAGAGAGCAUUAACAAAUCAUCAUUCUGCUCUUCUCGUUCUUCUUCAAGACCAUGGGGUCUUUCGAGCUGGUCAGUGGAGUCAGCAGGCAAUAAUACAUCAUGGGCUACAACAUGGAAGUCAGAUCCCAUGUAUUCAAAUGGCAUUGCAGGCACAUUAUGAUGUAAUUGUGCUAAACCCCAAUGACAAUUUUGUGGACCUAAAGAUGGAAAAAGAAUGGAAAGGUCUUUUAACACAAAAUAUUGAGUCCUCUUCCCUAAAAAUGGUUCAAACUGAGAGGUUUUUAUCUCUCCGGUAUAUUCCAAAAAGAUGCAGCAGAACUCCUGAAGAACACAUGGCUUACAUUUGGGAUUCCUUCAUUUCAAAGACUGAAGGCAAGGAUGUUGCCUUCAUUGUACAUGGUUAUGGAGGCUUGGUUUUUAUGGACUUGCUUGUUCACAGAAAGUGGGAAGUGAUGAGCAAAGUAUAUGCUGUUGCACUUAUUGACUCUCAACAUCAUGUAGGGCAUCAGCUAGGAAGCGAUGUACAGUUGUUAGCAUGGAUAAAGCAUCACUGCCGUGAAUGGGUGACAAGCCCUAAACCUCUGGAUAAACCUGCAACUACUGUUUUGAAAAAAGAGUUUCCUAUGGUUUCUGCUGGUACAGAAAAACAUGACUUGGCCCUUUCCUCUAGCCUUCAGUCAAUUUUUAAAUACUUUAAAAGAGCUCUGAAAGCCAAAACGACUAUUAAUUUCUCUCCUGUGCCAAAAAGUUGCUUGCAGCGGAGCACAAGCAGCUAUCCACCCUCCGGCCCCACAGCGCCGCUUUCCAGACAAGAAUGCAAACCCCUGAGUUGUGACGUCAUAAGACCGCGCCGACCGGAGAGGGCGGGAUUUCCGGCUGUGGUCAACGCUCGGAUCGUGGGCCUGCGACGGUUUCCGCAAGAAAGCGUAGUCGUGCUGUGGAUUAGGUUGGCAGUGGUCUUUGAGGGGCUGCACCUCACCGCGGAGUCCUACGUCCUAUCCGGCUGGAGCCACAGUCUCUGCAGUCCUGGUAUGGGCGUUUGUUGUCGUCUCGCAGUGUAUGUGUUGAAAUGGAAGAAAGCGAGAGACGUUCUAAGACUUAGCUUGUGCAUUCAGAAGCCCCGCAGUUAA